UUUCUUUUUACUCGAAGUGAGCUUCUCUUCAUCCUCUCAUUCACUAGUGCUGUGGCAGAAAACAGAAGCGCAGAGGAGAUUUCUCCAACAAAAACUAUGGGUCAUAAAAAACAGAUGAAAACCAUGCCGAAAAGAAUCACAACUAUAGAGGACCUAAAAGAGUAUGGAUUCGGUCAGCCUUGGCCCAGACAUGGACUCAAGCUCUUGUACUGGUUUGCUAACGAUUGUGUCUGGGUUACUGACGAUGACGACAUGCUCCUGGCAUGUGACCCGGCGAAGGGAGUCUUUGGCUUUCACCUCUUUGAGAACAAAGAGAAUCUUCUUCCAGAUGUGGACUUUCCCUAGUACUUGCUGGGCAAUCUGAAUUCACCAGGAGCUGACAUGCUGCCGGCCUACGUCAAAAAACACAACACCAGCUGGUAUGAUGAAAGCAACACGGAUCGCAUUAUCAUCACUGAUCACGGACAAAAGAGCUUUGGGAAAAUUUACCUGACCACACACAAAGAUCGGUCAAGUUAUGAUC
Molecule: messenger RNA, 523 nt
Organism: Megalobrama amblycephala (Wuchang bream)
Lineage: Eukaryota; Metazoa; Chordata; Actinopteri; Cypriniformes; Xenocyprididae
Exons: 2
Coding region: 97-345 (82 amino acids)
Source: RefSeq, a predicted model, not a curated record